This is a messenger RNA of Vombatus ursinus (common wombat), 1950 nucleotides long. It is a transcript of the gene MRPL44, whose product is annotated as mitochondrial ribosomal protein L44. Gene Ontology annotation, cellular component: nucleus. Bases 89 to 1087 code for a protein of 332 amino acids. Lineage: Eukaryota; Metazoa; Chordata; Mammalia; Diprotodontia; Vombatidae. The record is from RefSeq and is a predicted model, not a curated record. Gene Ontology annotation, molecular function: ribonuclease III activity; double-stranded RNA binding. The transcript has 4 exons. Gene Ontology annotation, biological process: rRNA processing; regulation of gene expression; primary miRNA processing.
GGGAACGGUGUCAACGUAACACCGUCCCGACCCGCUUCUUUCCUUCCUUCCUUCCUUCCUUCCCUCCUUCCGCCUGCGCUGGUACAUCAUGGCAUCUGGACUGGUGCGGCUGCUUGUCCGGGGGCCCCGCGGCCUCCUGCGGGCGUCAGCCGCUCCGGAGCCCGUCCAGUCGAGCCGGGGCAUCAAGGGCGGGAUCCGCGCCGCGCUCCGCUUCCAGAAGGAGGUGGAGCGGCUGCGGCAGCUCAGGUGUCCUCCGCCUCCCGUGCGCCGUUCAGAGAAGCCCAACUGGGACUAUCAUGCAGAAAUCCAGGCAUUUUGUCACCGACUACAUGAAGACUUUUCUUUAGAGCUUCUCAAAACUGCCUUUGUUAACAGAUGUUACAUUGAAAGUGAGGAAGCCAGACGACAGAAACUGGGAGUAGGCAAAGAAGUUGUGGCUCUCAACCUUAAAGAUAAUCGGGAACUUUCAGAACAAGGGAGAACUUUUUCACAGACAUGUCUCACACAGCUCCUUGGAGAUGCAUACCCAAGCCUGCCCUCAGAAGGUGUACAAGCAAUUGUGGAUUUUCUUACCAGUGAGGACAUUGUGUGUCACGUAGCCAGAAACUUGGCUGUGGAGCAAUUAACACUAAGUGCAGAAUUUCCAGUCCCCCAGGUAGUCCUCCAGCAGACUUUCUUUGCAGUAAUAGGUGCGUUGUUGCAAAGCAGUGGGCCACUGAAGACAUCAGUUUUCAUCAGGGACUUCUUAAUUACACAGAUGACUGGAAAAGAACUUUUUGAAAUGUGGAAGGUUGUAAAUCCCAUGGGACUACUAGUGGAUGAGUUGACAAAAAGGAAUAUUUCUGCUCCUGAACCCAGAAUUACUAGGCAGUCUGGAAGCAGCACAGUGUUGCCACUGUAUUUUGUUGGUUUAUACUGUGAAAAGAAACUGAUUGCAGAAGGACCUGGUGAAACAGUACUGGUUGCAGAAGAAGAAGCUGCUCGGGUAGCCCUAAGGAAACUUUAUGGCUUGGCUGAGAAUAGGCGGCCUUGGGACUAUUCCAAACCCAAUGAAAAAUUAGCGGAAAAAGUUAUUGUCUCGAAUUAAUUGUCCAAAAGCAUGUUAGCACUUGAAUUCACCAAAGGAGCAGAAAAAUGAGACGCAAACUUCAGCGUGACUUGGAAAAUAUGACAGUUCCCAGAUUGUUCAGAGACAUCUUCCUCUGUCAGGGGCUUGUCAGAUUACCAGAGAGUCAGUUACUGUUCAAAAAUGGUUACUGUGAAAUCCUUUCAAGUUUAAGUCAUAUUUGUUGGCCUCUUUAGAAGAAGUUGCUCUUAAAGUUCUGGAUUUAUCACUGUGUGAUUUGUAGAAUGGUAUGCUUUUUCAUUUAAUUAUUUAUUCCCUUCUAGCUUUGAAGUGUUAUGGCCUAAAGAAAUAUUUUUUAGUUCAAGUCCCAAUAAUACCAAUUUUUAAAAAAAUUUUUCGAAUACAACUAAUCUUUAUUUUCCAAAAUGUUACUUGCCAAUUUAAUUUAAAGCAUGUUGUUAACAGGUCGACUGAUUUGGCCUACUUAAUAAAACAAAACAGUAUGGUAUAACUUUUAACAUCACCGGAAAGGCAAAAGCCAAAUUGUGACAGUUAUACAGUAAGGGUGAAUGGCUUAAAAUUUUGUGAGCUAAUCAGGCAGUAAACUAGAAUUCUAAAGUAGUAAAUAAAGGAGAAUGUUCAAGGCUAUUUUUUAAAAUCGCCCUAAGAACAUAAACUUUAAGACCACUUUGAAGAUUGUAAAUAAUUGUUAAUUCAAUGAAUUUAGAAUUAGGAGGAUAAUGUAUUACUAUAAAUACAAACAUUUUUGUUUCUAUAAUGUCUGGAGGAGAAAGCUUUCCCUUCAAUAUUGUCAUUUUAUGUUUUUUAUUCGAAACAUCCAUCUUGCUGUUUGGGAAAAAACUAUUUCUGUAUAUGUCCUUACU